CUAGGUGGAUUACGUAUUUCUUAUGACUCAGGAGAAAAGUCACGCUGCCGUGUCGAAGGAACCAUCAAAAUAUUUGAAACAAUUCUCUCGCUAUGGAAGCCGUAGUUGAUACUAAUAAUUUUGUGUUACUGUUAUGGUCCGGAGCACAACCCCCUAAGGAUAUUGAGGCGGUUGUUGGAAGUUUAACAAAGAAAGUAGGCCCGAACGGCAAAGUGUCAUUAGAACACUCCGACCGCCUUCACAUCGCUUCCCAUGCCAUGUCAUCAUUUGAUGUUGUGUUGUCUGGUGUGUGCGAGAGCCCCAGCCUUAUUCACAGCAUGGAGCUACUGUCAGAGCUUGCCAAACUUCUGAAACCUGAUGGCAAGCUCAUUCUCAGGGAACCAGUUGGCUCUAAUGACUCAAGAAGUCCAGAAAAAAUAAUCUCCACCCUCAAGUUGUCUGGGUUUGUCUCUAUUUCUCAAGCAAAUGAAGUGAAGCCUUCUAUUGUCGAGAUAUCAGCACAGAAACCCAGCUUUGAAGUGGGGGCAAAGACUGCCCUUUCUCUUUCAUUUGCUCCCAAACCAGCACAACCCAAGGCUGAGACAAGUGCAGCACAGAUCUGGACGUUGUCUGCACAAGACAUUGAUGAUGAAGAUGUGGACCUGCUUGACUCUGAUACCUUACUGGAUGAAGAUGAUCUCAAGAAACCAGACCCUCUUUCUUUAAAAGCUGCUUGUGGUCCUGGUAGUGGCAAAAAGAAGGCCUGCAAGAACUGCACAUGUGGACUAGCAGAACAAGAAAACGGAGAUGCAACUGAGAAGAAAAGUGUGACCUCAUCUUGUGGAAGUUGCUAUCUUGGAGAUGCAUUUCGUUGUUCCACCUGCCCGUACCUGGGAAUGCCAGCCUUCAAACCUGGGGAGAAAAUUGCUCUCACUGACCGCCAGCUAAAAGGAGACCUAUAAAGAACUAUCAAACUCACUGACUGCCAGCUAAAAGUUGACCUAUAAAGAACUAUCAAACUCGCUGACUGCCAGCUAAAAGGAGACAUAUAAAGAACUAACAAACUCACUGACUGCCAGCUAAAAGGAGACCUAUAAAGAACUAUCAACUAUCAAACUCACUGACUGCCAGCUAAAAGGAGACCUAUAAAGAACUUCUAUCAAACUCACUGACCGCCAGCUAAAAGGAUACCUAUGAAGAACUAUCAAACUCACUGACUGCCAGCUAAAAGGAGACACACGAAGAACUGACUGAUCACCAGCUAAAAGAAGACUAAGGGCUUUUAUCCACUUCACCAUAGAGAAUCAUCCUAAUAACCAGGGUUCUGAUGGGGAUCUUGAUUCCAUCUUUCUUGUGACUUUUGCUCCCCGACGCCCUCUACCUGGUUUUACUUUAAUAUAAAUUUAAUUUCCAUUCCUGUGAUUCCACCUGUUCCUGGCUUAAAAUCAAGGCAAUCCUGGUUUAUACCUUCAGAGUUAAAAUCAUGAGUGUUGAAGCAGAAAUUUACUUUUGAGAUAUUUCUGGUAGAACUAAGAUAGCUGAAUGUUUUGUUUUUUUUCAUUAAGGAACGAUUUUCUCACAGAAACAUAUAAGAGCUUCAGCACAUUAAAGCUUAGUGCUAACUAGCCUACGUGUAGCCGCUGACUCGCGAAAAAAAAAUUUCAUGAGUCAGUGGCUACACGUAGGCUAAGUGCUAACUAACUACAAACGUUGAAGCCUUUGUUUUGACGAAUCUAGGCAAGAUAUCUACAUAAAUAGAAUAAACUUUGGUAUUGUA
This is a messenger RNA of Nematostella vectensis (starlet sea anemone), 1756 nucleotides long. Its product is annotated as anamorsin homolog. Bases 93 to 941 code for a protein of 282 amino acids. The transcript has 10 exons. Gene Ontology annotation, biological process: iron-sulfur cluster assembly. The record is from RefSeq and is a predicted model, not a curated record. Gene Ontology annotation, molecular function: iron-sulfur cluster binding. Gene Ontology annotation, cellular component: cytoplasm. Lineage: Eukaryota; Metazoa; Cnidaria; Anthozoa; Actiniaria; Edwardsiidae.